AUGUGUGGGAGAGCCAUGCUUCGGCACGAAUGGGUCGGCUCGACCGGAGUCACGGGUACGGCCUUACAGUACGGGAGAUUUUGUCAAACGAAUCGCCUGAUGGUAACUGAUAGGUGCUGCCUAUGGCCACCCAACGAUACAGCAACACCAAAGGCGUUACGGCUGCGUUGCCGGCCUUAUGGGGAUAAGGGUUUCGGAUAUUUAAGGUUUGAGAAGGGAUGGGGUGAGAGGGAGGGAUUGGAACCUCACUCACACGGCGAAACUCUACGCUGUGGUUAUUUCACGCCAUUCAUUGAAGAGCUGUCGAAGCUUGAGAGUCAGCUCGGGACCUCAGCGCCGCCGACAUCAACCGCCUUGUCCUGCUCCAUCGACCUGCCUACAGAUGUCAUCUCCGAGGCGAUCCUGUCUCCGGAUAAGGCAGGUUCCCUGCUCUCUGUGCAGUCAGCCCCACCGGAACAGAGAGAGCGACCAGCCAGCUUGUUGCUUGAGUUACCAUUAGCAACGCAAGUAGGAGCGUAUCUCUCGGCGAUGUCCCCGACAGAACAAGAGGAGGAUUCCUUACUAACUCUCUCGUCGGUGACUGCGCGCCCUCUGUUGGCAGCGUCAAGAAAACUGCGCCCGCCUCCCGAUUCUUCCGCUGAAAGUACAGCACCUCCUGACGGUGGCUACGGCUGGGUCGUGGUCUUCGGAGCGUUCAUGGUCCAGUUCUGGGUGGCUGGUCUUUUCAAGUCUUAUGGAGUGCUGUAUGUGGAGAUCAUGGAGACGUUUCCAGAUUCAUCCGAAUCUGUUGCCUCGUGGAUACCUGCUGCGCUCUCAACCCUCUGUCUUGCACUGGACUUCAGAAAAAUUAAGCAGUCUAUUUUUGUUCCAGCUCCUCUAUCUUCAGCUCUCUGCGAAAAAUACUCCUGUCGUCUCGUCGUCUUCAUCGGUGGUCUUUUCUGUGCGACUGGAUUAGCGCUCUCCUACUUCAGCCGCGGUCUACUGCAUUUGUUAUUGAGUUUCGGAGUCAUGACUGGAAUUGGUGGUGGAUUGUCGACUACACCUGGUAUUGUGAUCGUCUCCCAGUAUUUUGAUAAGCACAGGGCGUUGGCUAACGGUAUAUGUGUGAGCGGGACAGCAGCUGGGAGCUUCGUCUUUCCAAUGCUGAUUGAGAAACUUGUGGAUAUGUAUGGACUUCAUGGCACUGUUCUAUUAUUAGGUGGUGGUAUGCUACACGUAUGCGUUUCAGCGACCCUGUACCGACCAGCGCCAGUCAGCUUCAACACCUCAGCGCUGGCUGAUCGAACACCAGCCACUACUACCACCACGGAACACACUACGCUCCUACAUGACAUUCAAGAAGAUCAAGGCAUAAUGUUCAAAUCGGACUCCUCGAAGGACAAUCGACUGCAGAGCCUCUUCCAACCUGAUGCAGAGCUGACGCUGAACCAGAAAAACCUGCUCCUCAGCGAGGAUCUGAAGAGGACUAACCUUAUAACGGAGAUCAUGCAUCCUAGUUUGAUUGAGGUCGCUCGACAGCAAAUGCAGUCUCAGCAUUCGGAUUCAGAGGAUUCAGAAGGAUUGGAUGUCUUAGGAGUCGUUGGUCUACCAAAGGAAGUGGUUCGUCUUCGCCUGAGACCCACAAGGUCUUCAUCUAUCCUUCACUCCGUGGAAGACUUGUCUACUGACAGCACCUGUGUUUAUAAGGCGAGAAGGAAUCUCAGCAGUAAAUCUUUAUACAUACGUCCGCCACCAAGUCGCCUGAUACCGUGCAAGCUGACGGAGCCAAUCACCAUCAAGCAGGAGGAAGUCCAGAAAGAAGAAGUUCAGAUCGAGAAGAAAGAGGCUGGCUGUGUCGAUAAAAUAUCUAGGUAUUUAGACGUUUCCCUACUAAAAUCAUGGCGAUUUGGUCUACUUUGUGCAUCAGUCGCUCUCAUGUCGUGUGGCUCUCCUUACGCAUUAUACUACCUCCCUGCCUACACUGUCGCCGCUGGACACAGUAAAUCUGCUGCCGGUCAUCUGGUAGCUAUCAGUGCUGUUCUGGACUUGUGUGGAAGACUGGGUCUUGGGUGGCUUUGUGAUCUCCAUCUAUUCUGUAGGAGAAAGGCUUACAUCGUCAGUAUACUGGUAGCUGGCAUAGCAGUGCUGACUCUGCCGAGCCUAAAAUCGUGGUGGGCGCUCGCCAUAGCCUCUGGUGCCUACGGCCUCUGUUUGGGUUGCUGGUUCCUCUUGGUGCCUGUUCUCCUAGCUGAUGCUUUUGGAACAGCCCGCAUAGCAUCCUCGUACGGCUUAGUCAGAAUGUUCCAGAGUUUAGCUGCUGUCUCCGUACCACCUACGGCUGGUCUCAUCCGUGACGUGACUGGUGGUUAUUCGUGGUGUUUCUACGGUAUGGGUUCCUGUAUGGUUCUAGGUUCGAUCCCCGUAAUAGCAUUCCAUCUGAGCACGAAAAACGAAGACUCCGACUCCUCCGUAGAUUGA
Messenger RNA from Spodoptera exigua (beet armyworm), 2457 nucleotides. The record is from the annotation of a GenBank genome assembly. NCBI's taxonomy places the organism in Eukaryota, Metazoa, Arthropoda, Insecta, Lepidoptera, Noctuidae.